Messenger RNA from Carassius carassius (crucian carp), 5033 nucleotides. Its product is annotated as zinc finger protein 385D-like. Gene Ontology annotation, cellular component: nucleus. The record is from RefSeq and is a predicted model, not a curated record. Gene Ontology annotation, molecular function: zinc ion binding; nucleic acid binding. The transcript has 12 exons. The coding region runs from base 46 to 1821 and encodes 591 amino acids. Lineage: Eukaryota; Metazoa; Chordata; Actinopteri; Cypriniformes; Cyprinidae.
UGCUCACAAUCAGUUCAGCUCAGCUCGGAAACACGUACGCUAGUAAUGCUGGGCUCAGACGACCACGGAGAGACUCUCAAACGGAACGGUACCGGAAUGAAGCGCCCACUGAGUCCUGUUGAAGACGGGUUGCUGACCGAACAGACUGGGCAUGAGGGCAUGUCCUCUGAUGGGGUGGAGUUUAUAAGACAGGACGUCCCACCUAUAAACUCUCGUCCGAAGCGGGAGCGCAAACACAGGUCGUUCACACUCUGUGAAGUGUGCAACAUUCAGCUGAACUCCGCAGCACAAGCACAGAUACACUACAAUGGCAAAACACACCAGAAAAGACUCAAACACAUAAACAACAGCAGCACAGGUAUGGCUGCUCAGGGGAGCCCCCUGCUGGCCUCAUUACCGGUGCAGGGUCGCCCACUGCAGACCCCUCUGGACCUGAAACACUUCCUGCCCUUCCGGCUCAGUGGCUCCUCCCCCCUCAACCUGUUCCCCAACUUCAACACUAUGGACCCGGUGCAGAAGGCUGUGAUAAACCAUACGUUUGGUGUUCCUCAGUCCCUGAAGAAAAAACAGGUCAUCUCAUGUAAUAUCUGCCACCUGCGCUUCAACUCCACGAAUCAGGCUGAGGCUCAUUAUAAAGGCCAUAAACAUGCUCGUAAGCUGAAGGCAUUAGAGGCUCAGAAGAACAAACAGCAGAGGCGACAACUCGACAACACACAUCACAACCGAGACAGAGAGAAGGACCGAGAGAGGGAAAGGGAGAGAGACAGCAGCCAAGUGAAAAUGAGCGCUCCAGAUCUGCUUCCUACCCUGCUGGAUGACACCGCCGUGGAGGAAACUGCUGUCUGUGACUCCGAUCCUGUCCUGAAGGUGGAUGAUUCUCACUCUAGUUCGGUGGUCCUGACACCUAUAUCAGAGGUCUCGUCUGCAGACCUGUCUGUGUCCUCCCCACACUUCCAGAACCCGGACGGUCCGCUCGAACCCACCGCUGCCACCAGCGAGACAGCUGCUCAGCAGGACAACCCUAUGGAGGACACACCGGCAGAGAAGGACCCCAAAAAGACCAAACAACAUCUGCAUUGCCCCGUCUGCAAAGUCACAGUUAACUCCACCGUUCAGAUGGAUGCUCACAAUAGUGGCACCAAACAUAAACUAAUGAUGGAAGGCCAGAGUGUGUUGCCACGACGACGAGGGAAGACACUGUCAUCCCGCCCCUCAUGUAAAAGCAAGCGAUUGGCCAGUAAGGGGAGUGUGGGCGUGGCCAGCAAGAGCUUCUACUGUGAAGUUUGCGAGAUCCAUGUUAACUCUGAGACUCAACUCAGCCAGCAUAUGAACAGUCGAAGGCAUAAGGAUAGACUGGCUGGGAAACCCCCGAAGCCCAAGUUCAACCCUCAUACCAAGAGUCAGCCUACCUCAGCAGCCUCGCAUGACAGAGAGGAAAGGAAAAAGAGAGAGGAAGUUACUCGGGGGAGGAUGCUAGGAAACAGGCUCUUCAUGAUACAAGGAGGUGUCAGAUGGAAUAGUUAUGCGGGAGGCGCAGUGUCUGCUCUGAAGAAAGUUAUCAACCAAUGCAAUCUCUCCUCUCUGUCCUCACAGACUAAACUGGCUCUACAGAAGCAAUUGACAAAAAAUUUGACCGCCAGCUUCCUUCCCACCCCCAUAACUCCACCCACCCUCUGCGCAGUCACAGCCAAUCAUCUCGCACUGCGACACCCGCCGGGCACUACUUUCAUUCAGACGCCGAUCCUCGGCCCUGCCCUCUUUAGGCCAGCGCCUGGACCUCUGAGAGCAACACACACUCCCAUCAUAUUUUCCCCUUAUUGAUCACCUCGAAACCAUGCAAGCACGCUCUCACAACAAGGGGGCACGUUCACGUGAUUUAGUCUUAUGAUCAGUUCUCAGUACUGACGGUCUCUGUGCAAACUUUGUCCGUGCUCCUGCUCUCUCCAAACUGUAUACACUGAGGUAUAUAAACACAAACACACACUCCCAUAGUGUUCCCUGUCCUCCUCAAAAACUGUGACUCUGAAAGAGUCACUCUUGAACUAUGCAGCAAAGGGAGAGAGAGUGUGUGAGAGGGAGAGAGAGAGCAAGACCAUAUAUGGGAAUAUGGGCGGGGCCUCAUUGAUAACACCAGCCCACUAUGCAGAUGAACGCUUUAAGGAUAGGACAAGACUGAUAAAGGAGUGAAAGAGCUAUAAGAAGGAUAUUUAGUUUUGCUUUAUGAGAUAUUUAUCAUUAUACAGAUAUUAAUCAGGUUUUUAUUCUAGAAUUUAUUAGAGGAAAGAUCAUUUUAGAGACCUAUAACUGCAUUAGCUGUUUGUUUAGUGAGGAGAUGCAAACAUCCCUUUACUUGAUCCUUUUAUUUUUAAGUAUUUAAAAUUGUUAUCAGUCUGUUUUCUUGUCGUUCCACGUGGAUAUAUUGCCGUUGGUCUGUGUAUUCGCACACAUUUUGAGUAACCUCAUCUGACCGGCUUUUGUUAUAAACACAAAGCUCAUUGGUCUGUCAGUUUACAGAUGCCAAGGCUUUCUGUCAUGGGUAAUAACAGAAUAACACAGAGUACUAGUCUAAUAUAUGAACUUGACAGUUUGGUAGCAAGGCAACACACACUUGUCCCAAUCAGUGUCGUAAUUUUCUCAGUGUUGAUGCAUAGAUUAGAUGAUUUUAGAUUGCAGAUGCACACACACACACACAUACACACACAACCUCAGAUGACAUGAUUACGGUUCAGUCACAGUUUGACGUGGCCUUUUAUGUCUGCAUAUUUUGCUUUCAGUAUUUCUUCAUUACGGCCUCACAAAGGUCAGUGUGCCUGUCAAAAAUCUGUCGGCAUCCCAUCUUGAUUUAGAUCUAAAACCUUACCACGUUAUUAGCUUGUGUGUGUGUGUGUGUGUUUCACUACUCCUGAUCUUAUUCAGAAUAACAUUUUUGAUUUUAGAAGCAUCAUUGAUUUAUUUACAUAGAAGAGCUAUUGCCAAAACAUAAUGGCGGUCACUGAAAAUACAUCAGUACUGAUAAAAUGAGGAUGCAGGUGUAAUUUCAGAUUACACUUGAAUAGCAACUUGUUAAAUUUCAGAUAUAUCAAACUUUCCUGCUACAAGUCUACACAAGUAUUCCUGUCAGUCUGAACAAGGUCACGUUGCUUUGCCCCAGAUGGUUUUGGAUGGACUAAGACUGAUUUUCUGUCUUCAGACAUGUAGAAUUAGACAUUACUGUUGAGUCUAUGUUGUUUGAUUGAAACCAGUUUUCAUCCUAUUUUCUUUUUUUUUUAAACGUGCCCUAGCAUACAGAGCUUUUUGUAAAUAUUUUAUGAAUACAGCUUUUAAAAGUGAAUCAUUAACAUUUAUAAUAUAUACAGUUAGAGUAAAUAUGUAGAAUUUUAUGAAAUGUUUAAUGUAGAUUCUUUAUCUGGUUAUUGUUAUUAAUGUGAUAAUAAGAACGUGCUCUACUUGAAGUUAUUACUUUUUGUCACCAUUUCUGCAGAGACAUGCAUCCUGAAAUAAGGAGAUAAUCUAAUGCGAAGUAGAUAAGAUUAUGUAGUUUUUACGUCAAAUUGUAAAUCAAAGUGCUUGUAAGAAAGCAACGGAAUAUAAGAAAUAUUGCUAAAAACGGGCUGAGACUCGGACACCCAGACAAGGCCGCAGAGCAUGGAGUCACGGGUGAGUCUCAAGCCCACUCAGGGCUCCUGAUUUUCAGAGAAUGGUUUGCCCUCGAGGGAAUGAAGCCUGGGGCCUUGAACAGAGCCUACUAUCAACAGCCAUAUUGACACUUCAACAGGCACAACAUGGACAAAUUCUGCAUUUUUUUUCUGUGGACACUUUAGAACAAGGACUUUGCUUGGAAAUGAAUCAAAUCUCUUAUUUGUGUGUGUGUGUUUUGAUAACUCCUCAAUGUCAAACUGUUCUCCAUAAGUUCCAAGAAAAGACUAGUGAAUGAGAAAUAACACUGGUCCAUCAGUGGGAUACCUUCAUGCUUUCUUGAGGCACAAGAAGACGUAACCGCACCAUUCCUAGUUGUCAUCCUCAUGAGGUCCAUAAAGCAGAUAUGGCUGUUUAUGAUACAUUUGACUGUGACGGUGGUCUCUGGUAGGUGGCUGAUUUUACAUGUUGUCCAAAAGUAACAGUUCCAAAAUAUCUUCAAGGUUGUUUGUUGGGAUUUUAUGUUUCUUUUUCAGUUCAGUGAAAUUCAAUCUUUAAGCAAUAAUGACGGAAACUGGAACCUUUUUAAGAAAACGGAAGAUUACUCUGUUUCUUUCUCUCUCUCUACCUUUUGUGUACAUGUUUCUUCCCUCGUUCUCUUAAUGUUGUGAGUGCUCUUAAUAGUGUGCACACUGUUCCUAUCACCAAUCUGGAGGACAAUGGAAAGCUUGCAUUUCUCUCCCUUUAUUUUACACAACGAUGGAAUCUGUUUGUCCCAGAACAUUCAUGAAAAUGUCCAUGCCAGCAGUGGCCAGAUAGUGGAUGACAUUUCUAAUUUCUUCCAUGUUGGUUUGGGCUAAUUUGACUAUUCGAUUCACAUUCCCUUUUACCUCCUGCUCUAGUUUACCUGCCUUGUGCCAAAAUAUAUACAUAUAAUUUUUUUUUCAAUAAUCCAAUAGACUGCACAUACAACCUAUGAGAGUGAAACUCUCAUAUGAUCAGAAAGCACAAAAAAUAAAAGAAAUCUGUUUUUCCCAUGAAUGUUUAAAUCAUUAAGCCUCCUGUGAAAAUGUAUGUGUGCGUGUAAACUGAGAAAUAUGUGAAUUGUGUCCAGUGUUUCUGGAACAUGAAGAUUUCAAUAACGUUUAAAAAGGGACAUGGCCAGUAUGAAGUAAUUUAAAUAACUGACAUCUAUGUUAUUUGUUCUCUGUGCUAAAUACAUUUCUGUCUGUGACUGAUCUGACGUGUCUGCUGUGCUGACACAAAGGAAAACGUAUUUUCAUAGGAUUUUGUGUCUUGGUUUUCUGACUCAUCUGCUCUUUCUCUGUACAGGGUAUGUAUGAAUGCGUGAAAACGAAAUAAAGCAGAGAGAGAGAAAUAAAUCGAUUAGUCUUCCA